CCGACUUCAGCUCACUCGCUCAUGGACCGCAGCGCAGAGUUCGGCCGAUGGAAGGCGCAGAGUCUAAGCAAGGCGGACCUUAGCCGGAAGGGCAGUGUGGAUGAGGACGCGGUGGAGGUGGUAGAGCUCCUGAAUUCGCGGGAAGAGUUUUUCACCACCAGCUCCUGCGCGGGCCGCAUCCUCCUUCUGGACGGGAGCACAGAUGGGUCUGGAGUUCAGAAGCAGCACUGCUGCUGGCUGCUGGUCACACACGAACCUUGUGCGAAAGACGAUGUGAUGACAGCUCUGAAGGGUGCCACCAGGGAUGCUGUUUUGAAGUUUGAACCUUUUAUCCUCCAUGUGCAAUGCCGGACACUGCAGGACGCACAAACCCUGCACUCAGUGGCAGUUGAUUCUGGCUUCAGGAACUCGGGCAUCACUGUGGGAAAACGAGGGAAGAUCAUGCUGGCUGUCAGGAGCACACAUGGAUUGGAAGUCCCAUUAACCCACAAGGGAAAGCUGAUGGUGACAGAGGAAUAUGUUGAGUUCCUGUUAACUACAGCAAAUCAGAAAAUGGAAGAAAACAAGAAAAGAAUUGGAAGGUUUUAUAACUGCCUACAACAUGUUGUCAAAAGAGAAACCAUUUCAAACUCACAUUCCAAGAUCAAAGAGAAAAAUAACCCACUUUGUACUCAUAAGAAUAAGAGGAGCCCAAAAAAAGCACUCGACCCAUCUACUGCUGACGACGGUGGGAGGGAGCUCGACGGUGGGCAUGGCUUGGAAAUCAGCGCCACACUCUUCCUGGGCGAUGACUAAGGCUCGGCACAGCACCGUGUCUGGUACCCAGUGCUGCUGGAGAUGACUGAGACUCGGCACAGCACCGUGUCUGGUACCCAGUGCUGCUCUUUACAGGAGCAGCAGGGUUUGCCAAAGGCAUCAACCCUUCAGGAGGCAAGAACUCAUUUCUCUAUUCUAGAGAAACGUAAGUGUAAAUGGCUUUUCAGAGUAGCUUUGUGUAUGUUUGCUCUCUGAAGACUGCUGUUUAAAGCAUAUUAAGAGUCACUCUACAAAUAAACUUAAACCUUUU
Molecule: messenger RNA, 1066 nt
Organism: Arvicanthis niloticus (Nile rat)
Lineage: Eukaryota; Metazoa; Chordata; Mammalia; Rodentia; Muridae
Gene: Tyw3
Product: tRNA-yW synthesizing protein 3 homolog
Source: RefSeq, a predicted model, not a curated record